Molecule: messenger RNA, 3983 nt
Organism: Triticum urartu
Lineage: Eukaryota; Viridiplantae; Streptophyta; Magnoliopsida; Poales; Poaceae
Product: pseudo histidine-containing phosphotransfer protein 2
Biological process (GO): phosphorelay signal transduction system; cytokinin-activated signaling pathway; phosphorylation
Cellular component (GO): nucleus; cytoplasm
Molecular function (GO): histidine phosphotransfer kinase activity; protein histidine kinase binding
Source: RefSeq, a predicted model, not a curated record
AAUUUUUCAGAAUUUUUCGAAAACGUUCGUAUUUGGUCAGAAAUUCAGCUAACCAAAGGGCAGAAGACGCAGCAAGCCGGCGGCUGGAUGUGGAGCAGCGCCGGGGCUGGGGCUGAGCCCGCCGGCGGCUGGAUGUGGAGCACGACGAGCGCGCCGUCAGGGCCGGGCGGCGCACGCACGGGGCCCGGCCAGGAGGCGCAUGUGGCACGGGGCUCGCGUUGCGCAGGCGUGUCCGAUCUCGGGCCAUGGUGUCAUGGCGGCCAGCCUCGAGCAGGGUCCUGUUUCUAAGGGGGAAAGAGGGGCCAUGGCGCCAUGGCGGCCAGCCUCGAGCAGGAGCAGCAGCAGCGUCACAUCGUCCUCCGCCGGCCGCAGCUCACUCUGUGUAGGAUAUACCAUGAGGUCACCAUAUAGAUGCUCCUUUUCAGUUUUCACUAUAGAUGCAGGAUAUACCAUGAGGUCACCAUAUAGAUUAGUAGCCUUAGAUAUGAAAUGGGCGAUAUACCAGAAGUUCACCAUAUAGAUUGGUAGGCUUAGAAAAAUAUAAGCAUGUGUUUCGCCAGUAGAUACCUAGGUGAUGUAAAUCUGAGUCACUGCCUCACCAGCUGUGUCGAUCUCAUCUUUGGAAACUACUCCCUCCGUUCCUAAAUAUAAGUCCUUUUAGAGAUUCCACUAUAGACUACAUACGGAGCACAAUGAGUGAAUCUACACUCUAAAAUAGAUCUAUAUACAUCCGUAUGUAGUUCGUAUUGAAUUUUUUUCUCUAAAAGGACUUAUAUUUAGAAAUUGAGGGAGUAUGAUUUAUGUUUGCAUGGUGACUAUAUAUCCUCGAUAUAGCAAUGAAAUGUAGUGCCAACCUUUGCCAAUUGAUCCCAGAUCAAUGGUUUUCAUUAUCUUUUGUUCCUUGUUUCAAUGAUUGUGGUACUUGGUUAAAUUAUUUGAGUGAUUGUAAUACUUAUAAGAAUGAUUAUGUUGUUUAGUAAUAAAAUUGUGUGUUCCAGGAGUACCCAAACCAACUAAAGCCCAAAUGAAAUCACUUAAAUAAGUGCUCAGAUAUCAUAAAUAACCAGCGCAAAUGAAAUCACUUAAGAGCACUAGAAGUUAAUUCAAAUUUUUGAUAAGUUCAAUCUGGAUAUAUUCCAGGCCAGUAACUCACAACUUCACUGUGUUGAGGACAGCAGGUCAGUCAACCAUGGUCAGCGUUCUCUAUCAGGAGACAAAAAAUCAGAACGGAGUGACAGUUGAGCUGGCCUGACAUGGUUCCUGAAAUGAAGAUGCCUGCGUCAAUCUAAACUCGGCCAGCUGGGUUAGUGAACGGCUUACCUGAUUGGCGGCACAUCCUUCAGAGUUAAUCGCAUCCUAGUUUGUGGCCUUUGUCAUGGAGAAGUAGAGGCAUAAUUCUCUAGUGCAGGAUCCAAUCCUGCGGAGUACAAAUGUGAAAUAUGACCCCGCACCAAUUCUGGCUUUAUAUCACUUAUCGAAAGUAGUGGAUGGAACCAAACAAAUACACAACUACUCGUAUAACCCCAAAACCAUGGGUGUAGCUACUGGAAAGGUUUAUCCAUCCUUUUCUGUAUGAAGUGGAAUAAAGGGAGAAUUUCCUGCCCACCAUGCAUCUUCCUUUUUAUCGUCCAGUUUUUCCAUUUGCUUUCAGUGUGAAAGCAUGGUGAUGACACUGUUUCUCUUCUUCCUUUUUGGUAGGAUGCCUGUUUCGUCCAAUCUUUGCUGUUAGCCUUUCCUGACAUUGUUUUACGAAUGUGAGAUGUGGAGAAAAGGAGCCGAUAGUUGAGCUUCUGUGGUUCAUCAGAUGAUGGAUCUAUCUGAGCUGUCAAGCUUUAACGAUCUUACAUCUUUUUCUUGCAUCUGAGAUGCUUGUAGUUGUUUUUACAAUCAAACUUAUUUAAUUGUAGGAAGUGUACAGCUCUCAUUGAUUGGACAUCAAGAUAUAUACACAUGUAUGUAUUACAUAUUUUAAAACCCAUCCGAUGUUGAAAUGGGUAUUACCUUCUUUCCCCAUGUGUUGGGUCUGUGCAUGUUUUAGUUCCCCACUAUUCCUGUCUUUCGGAUAAAUGGCUAUAACAGUUGUCUGAUGACUUUGUAACAGCCAAUUUUCAUUCAGAAAAAAACAUUUUUUAAAGGUUUCUCCAAUCAUUGUCUGAUUCACACCCACUUUUCUUGUAGUGGGAAGUUCCUGUUUCUAUUCUACCUGUACCAAUCAAUCCAAUCAUCCAUAGCAUUCGAGAGUCGUAGCUCUAAGCUCAUUGACGCUGACAAAUUUCUAUGCUUCAAGAAAAUUCAGCUGUAGUAGGAAAUACGUUUUUUCAGGAUACAGAAACUACGCCCUGGAGAUUCAUUCUGUGUAACAUAGUAAACAGCUUCAAUCUUCAACACAGUGUAACGUUUUAGUUUGUCAAGAACCAAUCUUUAGAAGGUUUGCACAGAGUUUAGUACUCCCAGCUAUUUGUUAUGUAAGAAUAAAUGUCCUUUCUGUUUCUUAUUCGCAGGGAAUUUUAGCUGUUGAUGUCAUUUUAUAGUCACUUAAAUUCCUUCAAAAUUCUUUAGUAGUAAAUAUCUUGUAAAGGUAGAAUUUUUUGAUUUAGUGAAUAUGUUCUCCUUGCAUUAAACGUUCAUCGUUCCCUCAUUAACUUUUAAUUUAGCCAAAUUGCUGGAUCCCUGCUCUCUGACAAAUAUCUUGUAAAGGUAUUUCGUAAAUUUCAGUGGCAGACGUGGUUUCUUUAUUUGUAAAAGAUUAACAGUGUAAUUGGAUAUUUAUAAUUGUAUCCUAUCUAGAAAUGUUUAUUUAUCUUAUUUCUAGGUUUGCUUAUUUGGGAACAUGUUCUAGGGCACUUUACUUCUGCGCAUUUCUGCGGUGCAGCGUCAUCAUAUUCUGAAAUCCUUUUCCUGUCUAGGGUGUAAACCACACAAGCCACAUGAAAGAGAACUCAUAGAUCAACUUGCAGAAUUUGUAGUUGGGUUUUUAUUUGAUCAGUUUCAUGAAAAAGAAAAGUACUUUGUCUUUUUGUUAUGCUUUAUUCACAGGACAUUAUCAAUUAGAAUAAAGAUUUUGCAUGCAUAAAUAAAAUUCUGUUUCCCUCUAUAUAUACGGCCUCCUUCGGUUUGCAUGUCUCAUUGCAGCCAUCUCAAUUCUCUCUGUGUGCUUGUACUGACAUAUAAGGCCAACUAUGGACUACUCAAAUUUGCGUCGCCAAAUUACCUUCAUGAAGAAAAGUUUCUUUGAUCAGGGUUACCUUGAUGAACAGUUCAAUCAGCUGGAAGAACUGCAGGACGAAUCAAGCCCCAAUUUCGUUGAGGAAGUUGUGGCUUUGUUUCUGAAAGAUUCGCCGAGAUUGUUGUCAAACAUAGAACAAACAAUUGGGAAGUACCCUCAGGAUUUCUACCGGUUAGAUUCUCUUGUGCACCAGCUCAAAGGCAGCGGAUCCAGCAUUGGAGCAGUGAGGAUGAAGAACGAGUGCUCGGUGUUUAAGGCACACUGCAAUGACAGGAAUCUGGAAGGUGUGUCCAUGGUUGUGCUUCAGAUGCCGCAGGUCACUGCAGAAGAUGAAGAGGGAGCAUGCCACUCUGAAGCAGAAGCUGGAGUCAUAUUUUCAGUUACUGCGGCAAGUCGGGCCUCGCGAGCAUGCCGUGAACUCAAGGAAGUAAGAAGAUAGCAUAUGGAAUGCAGUUCCAAGGGAACUAAGGGACCAAGCUACCUCUCUCCCUUGGGAGCUUUUAUCAUCCAUAAUUUUUGCUUGCUUUUAACCUGGGCCCUUUUGUCGUUCAUGGGUGGCCUAGUUCUUUGUUGUGUGAAGCUUGCUCAUGCAUACACAGCCCCUGCCUUGCUGGGGAAUGCCAUGAUGUAAUCUAACUCCUUUCUUUUACGAAUACGCAAAGCUUGCUUUCGCGAAUCACGUGUUGUACCACCCCUAUGUAAUCUAACACCGAGUAGUUGUGCCCCAAAUAUAAUGAUACUAAUAUGAGUUGUGCCA